Messenger RNA from Naegleria fowleri, 3093 nucleotides. RefSeq lists its product as uncharacterized. Bases 1 to 3093 code for a protein of 1030 amino acids. Gene Ontology annotation, biological process: ubiquitin-dependent protein catabolic process; regulation of DNA-templated transcription; protein ubiquitination. Gene Ontology annotation, cellular component: nucleus. NCBI's taxonomy places the organism in Eukaryota, Heterolobosea, Eutetramitea, Acrasida, Naegleriidae. The transcript has a single exon. Gene Ontology annotation, molecular function: DNA-binding transcription factor activity, RNA polymerase II-specific; zinc ion binding; ubiquitin protein ligase activity. The record is from RefSeq and is a predicted model, not a curated record.
AUGUUCCGAUUGGAUCAUUGCCAUGACGGAAGAGGAGGAGAAUCCUCAUUCAAGAAGAAAACGUCCACUUCUCCUCUAGAAGAAAAUUCAAAGAGUAAUAGUAGUAGCAGCAGCCUCUCUUCUUCAUCAUCCUCGUUGCACCUAUUACAGGUUCAUCGGGAUUCCAAUAACCACCAAAAUACGAAUAAUACGAAUAAUAACAACAAGAACAUCAAAAUGACGACUGCUGGUCAUCAUCCGAAUCAUGGAAAUAACAACAACAUUCAACAACAAGAACACCACCACUACCACCACCACCAACAGCAGCAACCGAACACCACCAAUGCAAGUCAUUCAAGAAAAAGAAAGGAGAGUGUUUCAUCGGUUCAUGAAUCCGUUAUGGAGAUUGCUUUGCCCAUGGCUACAAGUGCUGAUAAUAACAUCAACCACAAUGGCAACUCUUCCAUGACUACGACAAUGGCAGCUACAACAACAACGACGAAUGAAGAAGGAAAGAAGAAGAGAAAAAACGCAACUUUCUAUCAACAACUCCACAAACCUCAGGCCUCUGGAGAGUUUGCUCCCAUGUCGUGUCAACACUGUAGAAGUUUACACAAACGUUGUGAUAGAAGUUUACCGAAUUGCUCAAGAUGUGUUCAAACGAAUCAUAUUUGCCUCUAUCCAGAACUCACCAACAAAAAGAAGAAAAAGACUACUCAUAACAACCAAAACAACAACAACACGAAUCCUGUUGAAAAAGCAUCGUCGACAUCAUUCUCUCAUGAAAAAACCAACCCGUUAUCCUCUUCGCAAAUGUCCUCUCCUCCAACUAUUGCGGGAGUUACCAUCUCUUCCUCAUCGCCACAAAUGUCCUCUCCACAACCAGCCAUGCAAUCAUCAUUCUCGCCUGGAUCCACUACCAAUUUCUCCAGCACCAACAACAUUUUAGAGAAUGCAAUUUCUUCCCCCCUGUCACUUUCUGCCAUUUCAUCAAAGCUUGCUUCUCUCGAUAGUACCACACAACUCAAACUCUUCGACAUGGCUGCCAACGCACUCUCGAGAAAUCCUGGACAAUUAAACUCUUUGAUUGCCAAUAUUCCUCCUGGAUUAAUCAGUGCAUUUACAGGAAAAUUCCAAUCCACCAAUUCUGCGGAAGUGACACCUAUCGUGUCCAUUCCAACUCCAACAGGACAAGUUCAACAUGCAGUCAAGCCCAUCACUGCAUUUGUUCUCGAUAUUUAUUUUCAUACUUACAGUUUUGGCUUUCCCUUAAUACCAAAAGAGAGAAUGACUGCUCUCUUAGAUCUUGUACUUCUCAAGCAGCAACAACAACUGGCACCUACUGCAGAAUUACAACAAUCAUUUGGUAUUCAAAUUAAGAAUUUUUAUGACAGAGUUGCCAAACAACAUUGGUCCUCAGCAACAGAUAUGGAAAAAGAUUUGGCUGUGUUUUUUGCAGUCUUGGCUGCAACACUGCAAUGCUCUGGAAACUUUGUGUAUCAACAAUAUAGAAAUUGCGCAAAUAAUCUUGAUUUGAUACACUCUGCUGGUGCAUCCAUAAACUUGCAUCAAACAAGUCAACAAUUUGAGUCACCUCUAGAAGCAUCUAUGGGAAGUGGAGCUUCAAGUAUGGACUCGAUCCAUGACGAUUUAUUUAUUCAAGAUUUAAAGAACAAGUGGUUCAAUAAUUCUAAAACCAUUAUUGGAAAAUAUUUUGAUGACAUGGAUGGAAUGUCUAUUCCCAUUGCUUUAACUUUUCUAGUGUAUUAUCUAGUAGGAGAAGGUGACCUUCAACGUGCUAGAAUGUACACCUCAAUGGUUGAAUCUUUGUGUCAAAAAGUUUGGGGUACCAUGCAUUGCUUUGGAAUUGGCUCACGUGGCUUUGUGAAUGGAGCAAAACCUGUAGUGAGUCAAUUAUCAAAAAUUAGCGGUACCAAUAGCUUUGUUUCGAAUAUUAUGUAUGGAUUACCUGCUCUGUUAGUGCAUCGAUAUUUGAGACCUAUUGAAAUGUUUCUUGCCGAGUUUGAAGAACCUACGAAUUCUCUCGUUAGAAAGCUGCAACAUAUUGGUAAUAAGAUUAGAAUUGAUUUGACAUUUAUUCAAGAUUGGGAACAUAUUCAAGAUGACGAGAUGGAAGAAUUAGACCGAUUGAUAAAGUUCCUAAGCAAGUACAUUGAUCUAUUGUUCUCUACCAUGAUGAACAAGGACUCCAUUCUAUACAUUACAAGUUAUUUGAAUUUUCUGGAUGUGGUCCUUGACGUCUACGAGAGAGCAGUCACAAAACGAACAGAAUCAAUGCUCAAGUUCGCUGCAGAUAUUAUUGAAAUUACCAAACUACCACUCUUUGUUUUCCUUCCAACACCAUUCAUCAGUACGAUCAUUAAGGGCGUUCGAGUCAGACUGAAAUAUGGAAAACCAACUGAAAGUUUCCAUUCAUCCAUUAAUUUACGAGAGGACAUGUCAGCACUCAAGACUCUCACUAGCAAAUAUCCAAUCGUGAACAAACUCUAUGGUGAAGUUAUUCGAGAAGUUGAAACAUUCCUCUAUCUACAAUCAUUCUCUCAUGCCACACUAGUACAACCUAUCAACAUUUCAAAUAAUAAUACUUUCAGCACAAACACCACCACCACAACUAGUAGCAACAACAAUAACAAUGGUAAUGGUUCUUCGAAUCACCAUGCAUCCGCAACACUCUCGACCAACGAUUUUGAUUUUGAAGAUGACAGUGGAUUUGACAUUAUGAACUUUUUGAAUAAUGAAGCUCCCUUAUCCUCUACCACUUUCAACUUUGAUGACGAGUUGUUUGGAGAACUUUUUAGCAUGCCCAAUUUAGACAAUAUAAGCACGACAUCCAACGAUAGUUGUGAGUCCAUUUUCAUUGAUGGAGAAAAAUUAGAAAUUCCUUCGUGUGUGAAACCUGGAUCUUUCCUUCCUAUUCUUAUCAAGAAUUUAAGCAAACAAAAGGAUAUUCUCCAGCAGGGACACGACAGAAAUUCAGAACCAAUCAAAAAACUGAGAAGUGAGCUCAUUGAGGAAUUGACACAACAUGCAGGCACCGAUGAGAAUACCAAGCUGCUUAUUCAACUCUUCACUAAGCAGUACUUGCAUGCAUAG